Alnus glutinosa is the source of this 2805-nucleotide messenger RNA. RefSeq lists its product as uncharacterized. Gene Ontology annotation, molecular function: nucleic acid binding; zinc ion binding. The transcript is spliced from 4 exons. The record is from RefSeq and is a predicted model, not a curated record. NCBI's taxonomy places the organism in Eukaryota, Viridiplantae, Streptophyta, Magnoliopsida, Fagales, Betulaceae. The coding region runs from base 1 to 2805 and encodes 934 amino acids.
AUGCGCGAUUUUGCUAGCCAGCAAUUUCGCCUAUUUGAUGGAAUGCAGGGACCGUUAGUUGCUGAAGCUUGGAUUACGGAUAUCGCGCUAUUGCAUGAGACCCUUGGCUGUACUGAUGAGCAAAAGGUUAAUUACACAAUACUAAGGUUAACCGAUGAAGCUGCAAGAUGGUGGAAGUCUAAGAAAGGACUCUUAGGAAUAGAAUUGGGAUGUGGAGUUGCUAUCCCUUGGGAUAGGUUUGUAAAAGAAUUUAAUGGGCGUUUCUUUCCAAGGGCACAAAGGCAGAUACGGGCCAUUGAAUUUCAGAAUCUGGUGCAAGGCACAAUGACAGUAGAGCAAUAUUCCUCGAGGUUUAUUGAACUAUCAAGGUUUGGCCUCAACUUAAUCCCGGAUGAAGAAACAAAGGCGGAACGUUUCAAAAAUGGCCUUAAUCCUCGUAUUAAGGAAAGAGUCAUGUGCCACGAGAUUAGAAACUUUGUUAAAUUAGUCGAUAUAGCAUCAGUUGCUGAAAGGGGAAUGCGUGAAUCAUCCGCCGCUUAUGAAUUGAAGAGGCGAGCAGCAUCGCAGGUGUCAUACCCAUUCAAACGACCUGCACUUAGUACUGGAAGCAGGCCAGCUGAGAAGAGGAAUUUCCCCCCUACAAUAGGGAAUCAGGUGCCUUUAUGCCAGAAGUGCGGGAAGGUGCAUGCUAGGGAAUGCAAGGCUAGUGAACCAAAUUGCUUCAGGUGUGGUCAAUUUGGCCACUUCAAGAGGAAUUGUCCACUAGAUGCCCCAGAAGGAUCCCGACCCCCAGGAAGCAACUUCCCACCAAGGCGACCUGCCCAAGCGAGGGUGUAUACCUUAACUCCGGUUGAGGUAGACGAAGAAGAAGAACGAGGUGUUAACGAUGUUGUGACAGGCAUGGACUGGUUAUCAAAGUAUUAUGCAAGCAUAAGCUGUAGAGAGAAGGUAGUCGUUUUCCAAUUGCCAGGUGUUGAAAGAUUUAAAUUCAACGGAUAUUCUACGCGAGCUACUCCACCGCUACUUUCCGCAAUACAAGCUACAAGGAAUAUACGACAAGGAGCAUCAGCAUUCUUAGCUUAUGUGACGGCAAAACCAGAAGCGGAGAGUACGUUGGAAGAUAUUCCAGUGGCGUGCGAUUACCCAGACGUGUUUGCCGAGGUUGUGACAGGAUUGCCACCUGAUCGUGAGAUUGAGUUUACCAUCGAUUUGAUCCCGGGAACUCAACCCAUUCACAAAGCACCUUAUCGCAUGGCACCCGCCGAGUUGAAAGAGCUAAAGAAACAACUCCAAGAACUUUUGGACAGAGGAUUCAUACGCCCAAGCGUAUCACCGUGGGGAGCACCGGUAUUGUUUGUCAAGAAGAAAGAUGGGACUAUGCGACUAUGCAUAGACUACCGGGAGCUAAACCGCGUUACCAUAAAGAAUAAAUAUCCUUUACCAAGGAUUGACGACUUGUUCGACCAAUUGAAGGAAGCCAAAGUAUUCUCGAAAAUCGACCUUCGAUCGGGAUACCAUCAACUUAAGGUAAAGGAAGAAGAUGUGCAAAAGACGGCGAUUCGAACGAGGUAUGGUCAUUACGAAUUCCGAGUCAUGCCUUUGGGGGUGACUAACGCACCGUCGGUAUUUAUGGAUCUAAUGAAUCGUGUUUUCCAUAUGUACCUCGAUUUGUUCGUAGUUGUGUUUAUUGAUGAUAUUUUAAUUUACUCGACUAAUCAUCAAGAACACGGGGAGCAUCUGAAAACAGUACUAAAUGUUCUAAGGGAAAAGCAGUUAUUUGCCAAACUCAAGAAGUGCGAAUUUUGGAUGGAGAAAGUUUCAUUCUUAGGGCGCGUUAUCUCAAAAGAUGGAAUAGCAGUUGAUCCUAGCAAAAUUGAGGCUGUCGUCAACUGGGAGCGGCCAACCAACGUCCAUGAAAUCCGCAGCUUUCUUGGAUUGGCAGGUUACUACCGAAGAUUUGUAGAAGGUUUUUCUAAUCUUUCCAGCCCUUUGACCGCCCUCACUAAAAAGAAUGCUCAUUUUCAAUGGAAUGAUAAGUGCGAAGCAAGCUUUCAAGAGCUGAAAAAGAGGUUAGUAACUGCACCUGUCCUUGUUCUGCCAAGAGAGUCUGAGAAAUUCAUAGUUUUUAGUGAUGCCUCUCUUAAAGGAAUAGGGUGCGUACUCAUGCAGCAAGAUAAAGUUAUAGCUUACGCCUCCAGACAGUUGAAAGACCACGAGAGAAACUAUCCUACUCAUGACCUUGAAUUAGCUGCUCGUAGGUGGUUAGAAUUGUUAAAAGACUACGAUUGCUAUAUUCUAUACCAUCCAGGGAAAGCAAAUGUAGUUGCAGACGCUUUGAGUAGGAAAUCGCUGGGUGUAUCAACGAACUCAACGCCUACCCCUAAUCAACUCGCCAAGCAAUUGGGAAUGAUUCAGCUGGAUGUGGUGCCAAGCGUGAAGGAUGCCGUCCUAGCAACCUUUUUAUCCGUCCAUCAACUGCUUAUAGUGACGGAGGUCGUAGGUUCAGUCGCCUAUAGAGUUGAAUUACCAUCUAACCUAGCUGGUGUACAUGACGUAUUCCACGUUUCCACGCUACGAAAAUACGUGCACGACCCGUUACACGUGAUAGACUUUGAACCCUUACAAGUUCAAGCAGAUUUGAAAUAUGAAGAGAAGCAGGUUCAAAUCUUGGAUCGGAAAGUGCAACAACUAAGGACAAGGACAAUACCACUAGUAAAAGUCCUAUGGCAGAACCAUGAAGUAGAAGAAGCUUCUUGGGAGUUAGAACAAGAGAUAAGGAGCAAAUACCCGUACCUAUUUCCAUGA